Molecule: messenger RNA, 991 nt
Organism: Drosophila obscura
Lineage: Eukaryota; Metazoa; Arthropoda; Insecta; Diptera; Drosophilidae
Gene: Acp32CD
Product: accessory gland protein Acp32CD
Exons: 2
Coding region: 28-894 (288 amino acids)
Source: RefSeq, a predicted model, not a curated record
UCCAAAGCUCGUAGGAUCGUAGCAGCGAUGUGGAGGAUACGGCUACUCACACUGGUCCUGCUGACCCUCGUCCAGCUGCAGGGGCGCGGCAGCGUCCUCGGGCAGAAGUACUACAUGAACUUUGCCUUCAACAACAACAAUCCCGAUGGGGCCCUCAGCGGCGAGGGCAUUGGCGGAGGCGCUGAGAAACAGGCCCCACAAAAUUUCGGCGAUCAUGGGACCGGGGAUGAAGGUGACCAUGACAACGAUAACCUCAGCUAUCAUAACGAUAAUAACGCUGAUGGAGACGAUAAUAACGGAGAUCAUAACGAAGAAGCCCAAGGUGAUCAUGGCGGCGAUCACGACGGCGAUGGGGGCGAUGGGGGCGACGGGGAUGACGGUGGCGACGGGGGAGGCGAUUAUGGAGGAGAUGAUGGAGGCCAUGAUGGAGCGGAUGGUGGAGGCGAUCAUGGAGGUGAUGGAGACGGCGACGGUGACGGUGGAGAUGGCAAUCAUGACGGCGGCGAUGAUAUGGGUGUUCCCGGCGAUGUGGGUGACGACGACGACAGCGACAGCAAAGACGAAGGCGAUCGUCGCAAAAGGAUGGCCGAAAUGAACGCCAACGAAGGCGCCGCCAAAGCGGCUGGAGAACACAGCCACCACAGCAGCUACGAGAUCAGCAUCGACGACAGCUUCGGCGGACGCUACAUACGCUCCAUCUACGAGAGCAGCGAAAGCCACGGCCACUCCGGCAGCAAGGGCGGCUCCGGCAGUGGUGGCGUUGGCAAGGACAGUUCUGCCAGUCAGGGUGGAGAAGACACCUUAGUGAAUGGCCACCCUCCAGUGGGGCCAUUAGGCGUCAAAAAAAGAACGUACGGGGAGAGUGACUACGAGGAAUACAACGGGGAUAACUGAGCUAUAACCCGGCGGCCGUGGAGUUUCGGAGGUUGAAGCCUCUUCACAUGAAUACAUUAACUAUAUGUCAAUAAAAUUUUAAAUAUAGAAAAGCGAA